This is a messenger RNA of Notolabrus celidotus (New Zealand spotty), 1648 nucleotides long. It is a transcript of the gene yju2, whose product is annotated as YJU2 splicing factor homolog. The record is from RefSeq and is a predicted model, not a curated record. Gene Ontology annotation, cellular component: U2-type catalytic step 1 spliceosome. Lineage: Eukaryota; Metazoa; Chordata; Actinopteri; Labriformes; Labridae. Bases 135 to 1169 code for a protein of 344 amino acids. The transcript is spliced from 8 exons. Gene Ontology annotation, biological process: mRNA splicing, via spliceosome.
GCACCGGAAACGAUAACCAGACCCCCGGAAGUGCACAGCUUACGAGCAGCUAGCUAGCAGUGUACUGUUGUUAGCUUCCAGUACAUUUAUUCCAAAGUCUCACACUCUGCGUAAGGUUUGUAGCAAAAGCAACAAUGUCUGAAAGAAAAGUAUUAAACAAAUACUACCCCCCGGAUUUCGAUCCAUCCAAAAUCCCGAAACUCAAACUCCCCAAAGACCGUCAGUAUGUGGUCAGAUUGAUGGCGCCCUUCAACAUGAGGUGUAAAACGUGUGGCGAGUACAUCUACAAGGGGAAGAAGUUCAAUGCCCGCAAAGAGACUGUUCAGAAUGAGCUCUACAUGGGACUGCCCAUCUUCCGUUUCUACAUCAAAUGUACCCGAUGUCUUGCUGAGAUUACAUUCAAGACUGACCCAGAGAACACAGACUACGCGAUGGAGCAUGGUGCAACAAGAAACUUCCAGGCUGAGAAACUGAUCGAGGAGGAGGAGAAGAGAAUCCAACUGGAGAGGGAAGAAGAGGAACUGAACAACCCCAUGAAGGUGUUGGAGAACCGCACAAAAGACUCCAAGAUGGAGAUGGAAGUUUUGGAGAACUUGCAGGAGCUGAAGGAGCUGAACCAGAGGCAGGCUCAGGUGGACUUUGAGGGAAUGAUCGGGCGAUACAGAGAGCUUGAGAAGAAAGAGAAGGAAAGAGAGAAAGAAGAGGAUGAGCAAGAGACAAAAGAGAUGUUGGAUCGUGCCCUUGUGAAAAGACUCAGAGACUCAGACUCUGACUCAGAGGAAGAGGAGGAAGAUAGGAGCAGCUCGCAGUCAAAGACGGCCUUUACUGAUAAACCAACAGACGUCCUCACUACUGACAAACCCACAGAGGCACAGGGUACUUCAUCUGGAGGAGUGAAGAGGGCCAAGGUGGAGAGCUGGGAGAGGAGUGUGGGGACACUUGGCAGAGGAGGGGCACUGGGCUCCCUGGUUGUGCGUAAAAAGACAACAUCUGCAGCAGCAGCAGUCAGUAAACCCAGUCCAGUGACAGCUGCCUCGGCACUAACAGAUUCAAAGGCGUCUUGCUCUGAGUCGAACAAUGCCUCCAAGCCUGUCAACAUUCAAAAUGGCUCGUCAUCUCUCAGCCUACUGGGGGCGUAUUCAGACAGUGACAGCAAUGACAGCGAAUGAAAAGAAGAUGAUUAGGACAGAUUUUGUUUUUUGUAGCUGACACACAAUUAUAUAAAAUAUACAUAGAAGAAUAUGACAUUGACCUUUUUGGUAAUUCUGAACAGAAAUGCAAAUCAUAAAAAAUGUAUCCACCUUUCCUUUGAAGUAUUUCUAUAAAGUGCUCAUAAGUCAGUGUGAUAAUGUGCGGUCAUUUGCAGGAAUUCUAUUGUCUGUGGUUAAAACCCAGUGAAACAAAUGUUCCCAGGUCUUUAAUGUGUUUAUUAAAAUUAUUUUAACUUUAAUAUCUUGCUACAUCUCUCAUAAUAUCUGUUAGAUUUUUACACUGAGUUCAUUGUGCUGAUUUAUUGUUAUUCUACAUAUCUUGGGCUGUUGACUUUAAUGUGACCUCAGAAGUUUUAUGGUCAAAAUAAAUGUCAUGUGCUGUACAAUACAUCAAUUUCUGUUAGAUGGUACGGGUGUUUAAAUAAUACUUAUAUCUA